Messenger RNA from Grammomys surdaster, 738 nucleotides. Its product is annotated as histone H2B type 3-B. Gene Ontology annotation, cellular component: nucleosome. Lineage: Eukaryota; Metazoa; Chordata; Mammalia; Rodentia; Muridae. The record is from RefSeq and is a predicted model, not a curated record. Bases 80 to 460 code for a protein of 126 amino acids. Gene Ontology annotation, molecular function: DNA binding; structural constituent of chromatin; protein heterodimerization activity. The transcript has a single exon.
UGAUCCUUCAUUUGAAUACAAGGCUUACAAAUACACUUGGUACUGGGACGCCGGCGUUUCUGCAGCGCAACUAGACAUUAUGCCUGAUCCAUCCAAGUCGGCUCCAGCCCCCAAAAAAGGCUCAAAAAAGGCGGUCACUAAAGCGCAGAAAAAAGAUGGCAAGAAACGCAAACGGGGCCGCAAGGAGAGCUACUCCAUCUACGUGUACAAGGUGCUGAAACAGGUGCAUCCGGACACCGGCAUCUCGUCCAAGGCCAUGGGCAUCAUGAACUCGUUCGUCAACGACAUCUUUGAGCGCAUCGCCAGCGAGGCCUCCCGCCUGGCGCAUUACAACAAGCGCUCGACCAUCACGUCCCGCGAGGUGCAGACGGCCGUGCGCCUGCUGCUGCCAGGGGAGCUGGCCAAGCACGCCGUGUCCGAGGGCACCAAGGCAGUCACCAAGUACACCAGCUCAAAGUGAGGUGCGACAACGGUGCCCUCAAUUCAAAGGCUCUUUUCAGAGCCACCCAUACCGUCCUUAAAAGGGUCUUGAACACAGUGUGGGUCACUGAUGAUUGUCACGUGCCUGAGGCCUUCCCUGACACGGUGCAGCCAAGUCAGAUUUGUGAGCUAGGAACGUGGGGAAAUGGCUGCUUUGCUCUUCCUAAGCAUAUAGUGUGAAGGAUGCGGGAGCAGGCAAUGGGCGUGAGUCUCCUCCCCAAGCCUGGAGCUUCGGUGGGCGAGGUGACAGUGCAGUGG